Molecule: messenger RNA, 1393 nt
Organism: Vitis vinifera (wine grape)
Lineage: Eukaryota; Viridiplantae; Streptophyta; Magnoliopsida; Vitales; Vitaceae
Exons: 3
Coding region: 289-1194 (301 amino acids)
Molecular function (GO): transferase activity; folic acid binding
Source: RefSeq, a predicted model, not a curated record
CAAGACUUCUCUUCAAAAACUGCGUUACGUCUUCUUCUCUGACAGGAAAAGAUAUAUAUAUAUAUAUAUAUAUAUAUAUAUAUAUAUAUAUAUAUAUAUAUAUAUAAUAUUCCCCCAAUUUUGAAAAACAAAAAAUCUUUAAAAAAAUAAAAACACCAUCUCCUCCCCCUUUGGAGCUAGCAGCCACCGCCACCUUAAGCGGUUCGUCAAGAGGCCAUUUCCGGCGGGAGCUCUUCUCGCCACCAACUCGUCCGGUUAGUUUAUGAAGGGCCAUAGGAAGGAGAAAGAAUGUUAAAGUUAAUGCUUGCAUGCUGCAAGGUAUACAUAUCUGAGAGCCGAAACAGGGCUGCACUUGAGUUGAUUGAACGAGCUGCCAGGCUAUUCCCAGAAGCCCCUAUUAUCAACAAGUUUGAAGAUGAGACUUACAAUAGGGUUGGUUACACUCUUGUCUCCAAGUUGGCUCCAAAGCCAUCUUCAGACACAUGUGCCUUGAGAGGUGCUGUGCUUGCCAUGGUUAAAGCUGCAUUUGAAGCCAUCAACCUUGAAAUGCAUUGUGGAAACCAUCCCAGGCUUGGAGUGGUUGACCACAUUUGCUUUCAUCCCUUGGCUGAUGCCUCACUGAAGCAGACAGCUGGAAUUGCAAAGUCUUUGGCAGCUGAUAUUGGUUCCAAUCUUCAAGUGCCAACCUUUUUAUAUGGAGCAGCCCAUGAAGAGGAAAGGACUCUGGAUUCAAUAAGAAGAGAGUUGGGAUACUUCAAGCCUAAUUCCAGUGGAAACCAGUGGGCUGGGGGUAUGAAAUCAGAGUCUUCUCUGUUGAAGCCAGAUGUAGGUCCAGCUCAAGCAGCUCAAGCAAAAGGUGUGGUUGUAAUCGGAUCAACCCGGUGGGUUGAUAACUAUAAUGUCCCAAUUUUCUCUAGUAAUAUUGCUGCUGUUCGUAGAAUUGCAAAACGGGUAAGUGGUAGAGGAGGUGGACUUCCAUCAGUACAAGCCAUGGCACUUGCUUAUGGUGAAAAUGUCACUGAGGUAGCUUGUAACCUGUUGGAACCAAGUAGAAUUGGAGGAGAUCAAGUUCAGCUUGAAGUUGAGCGGCACGCAGAAGAAGAGGGAAUGAUUGCAGGGAAAGGAUAUUAUACUGAUUUUUCACAGGAAAAAAUAAUUAAGAGAUACUUGGACUUUAAUCCAUUGUGUGAUUAGAAGAUAAAUGAUUAGGGAAACUAUUGUUCCAUGAGUGAACCAAAUAAGAAAACUCUUCCAGUGAGAUAUUAUUUUCUCUUUUGUGAAGAGGGAUUUUUUGUUCUGAUCUUGUAGUUUGAAUGGUCAUUCAUAUGCCUGAAAUUUGUCUGUUCUAUUCAUUUGUACGAUCUUAAGAAGUUACAAUUAUUUUCUUUUUUAA